ACUGGGGCUUGGUUAUUGUUCUUCAAGGUAAAGAAGAGAGAAAAUGGCUCCCAUUCGCGGCGGUGAUGGCAAUCGGAGUGGGUCCAGACGCCGAAGGCUGAGGAAGCGAUAUUCGUCGGAAUUGAGUGGGUCUUGUUCGGAUUCAGAAAGCAAAGGGAAGAUAGAGGAGGUCACGGAGGAUGAUGAUUAUCAUGAUAUCCCCUUAUGUCUGUCAUCAGAUGAGGAGGAGAACGGCGGUUACCGCAAAAUGACCAAAGCCGAGAUUCAGAUGUACAAUAAACAGGUCCUGGAGAUCGGGGGGUUUGAUGUCUAUGUUCCCCCCGGUGUGAUCAGUUGUGGUUUAAUUUACCCCCAGCCGAACUUUGACAAGUGUCCCCAGUUGUUUAACAAGGUCAAACGUUGCUCGAGGAAGGCCAUUAAAGUCUAUAACCAAAAACAUGGUCCACUAUACCUCUCCCUAGUCAGCAAUUGCCUAGGUAAGUUGGUAUGUGGAAUUACCCUCUUGCCCUCUUCAAAGUUAGGCUCUACAAUGUUUGAUGGUUAUAGGCAUCAUAUUACCUUUGAGGCCAAGGCUGAGGGUGCUGCUCCUAUGUGCUUCCAAGCUGAAGUUCACGCGGGAUUCGGUAAGCAUGACAUAAAUGUUAUCAUGUGCUGUCCUAAACCAAAACCUUGAUUAACCACAGGUACAUUUUCUUCUGAACUAAAUGUUUCAUUUUUCAUUAUGUUUCAUCAAAUAGAUUUAAUACCAGUUGAUUGAAUUACUUAAUCCUGAGAUAUUCUGUUUGUACCGAUGCUUCUUUUCUUGAUUUAAUACCAGUUGAUUGAAUUACUUAAUCCUGAUUGAACUUUCCACAGGGAAGUUGGUGAGAACUCCACUGGAAUUACCGAGGAAAUACAGAAGUGCAAAGACAAUGCUCUUGAGAAUAAGAAAAAUCUAGAGGAAUAGAAGGAAAAUUUUCAGAAAGCCGCAUUCACUGUCUUAGACACAGAGUUUUCAGAGGCGAAAGCACAAGGUGAGGCGCUUGACCCCCCAUGGGGCGAGGCGUACGCCCCGAGACAUUGAGGCGUUGUUUUUCGACCUGAUAAAGACAAGAAGACAUUUUAUUUUGGCUAUAUAAUCUUGAAGUCAUUUCCACCUCGGCGUGUCAUGUCACCUGUUUGAGACUUCUUUUCAAACAGGUCUAGUAUGAUCGUCUUGCGAUUUCCUUAUUCUUUUGCAAUAGCCAACAUGUGUUCUUUCACAAGAGCAGUAUUUAUCCUACAAGACUGAUGUGUUGAUUUUCCACUCGGUGAUUCAUUGCAGAAGUUCAUUAACUAAGUUCUUAUACUUGGUCAAUUGUGCAUCUUCCAUUAUUGUUUUCGUGUUCUAAAACUUGUGCAUUUGGAUAAGCAGAAACUUGUCAAAUAGACCUUCAUGUCGCUGAAAAAAGGAA
Molecule: messenger RNA, 1433 nt
Organism: Rhododendron vialii
Lineage: Eukaryota; Viridiplantae; Streptophyta; Magnoliopsida; Ericales; Ericaceae
Exons: 4
Coding region: 44-673 (209 amino acids)
Source: RefSeq, a predicted model, not a curated record